Molecule: messenger RNA, 1120 nt
Organism: Solanum dulcamara
Lineage: Eukaryota; Viridiplantae; Streptophyta; Magnoliopsida; Solanales; Solanaceae
Product: PLASMODESMATA CALLOSE-BINDING PROTEIN 3-like
Exons: 4
Coding region: 117-881 (254 amino acids)
Source: RefSeq, a predicted model, not a curated record
UUUCCAUCAUUCUACUUCUCUCACUUCUUGUUUUCUCUGUCUUCUUCUUCUGCUUCUCUUUUUAAUAAAUAAAAAAGCACUGCGACAGAAUUAUCUCUCACGAUCUUGCCACUACCAUGACCACUUUUGUACUAUUUUCACUACUCUUUUUGACCCUCACUGGUCACUCAACAACUGUAGGUGCUUUGUAUUGUAUUUGUAAAGAUGGGGUAAGUGAUCAACAACUUCAGAAGAGUAUAGAUUAUGCUUGUGGAGCUGGAGCUGAUUGUGCUCAAAUCACUCAAAAUGGUCCUUGCUAUAACCCUAACACUAUGAAAGAUCACUGCAAUUAUGCUGUAAAUAGUUAUUAUCAAAGGAAAGGUGCAGCUGGUGCUAGCUGUGACUUUAGUGGAACUGCAACUACUAGCCCAAAUCCACCCACUACUGCAAGUUCUGGGUGUGUCUACCAAUCCAGUCCUGGCAACACCGGUGGAGGUACAACAACUCCGACAAUAGCACCACCCGGAACCACAACUCCAACAAUUGCACCACCAGGAACCACAACUCCAACAAUCGCACCUCCAGGAACCACAACUCCAACAACCGCACCUCCAGGAACCACAACUCCAACAACCGCACCUCCAGGAACCACAACUCCAACAAUCGCACCUCCAGGAACCACAACUCCACCAGGAUCUACUAUACCAGCGACUGCACCACCGGGGACCACAACUCCAGGAAUUGGCACAGGCACGGGCAUAGCGACUACACCUGGGACAAACAAUCCACCUUUUGGGCUUGGACCAAUUGGCAUGGACGGCAAUGCAGCUAGGCAUCUCCGAAACAGUAUAUUUUUCACCGUAGCCCUUUUGGCUAUAAGCUUUUUAUGCUCAAGGGUCUAAAGUAAAAGAGGAUAGAGAAGUCCAUAUUUAGAAGAAUCUUUCUUUAGUUGUUUCUAUCUUAUUAUGAUUGCAUGGAAAAGUUGGAAUUGGAUUCUCUUAGUAAUUUUAUGUUGUAGAAUAUGAUCCCUAUGCUCUCCCUUUUUAGAUUUCUUCCCUUCGUUGUAUAUUAAAUUUUAUAUAUGAGCAACGGAAGAGGCUGUAUUUUUUUCAAUUGAAAACAAUAUAUCAAUGAGAACUCU